AUGUCGUCGAGCAUUGCAAACAACACCGCCAACGGACGAUCCGCCGAGCCUCUCUCGCAGGCUAUCCUCAAAAGCGGCACUAAAGACGAAUACGCCUACGUCAACGAUGUUCGCGUUGCUGGCUUUGAGCCCUUGAUCUCUCCCUCGCUCCUCCUUCACGAGAUUCCCGUCCCUAAGGAAUCACAAACCACCAUCGCUCGCGCACGUGGUCAGUCCAGCGCUAUCAUCAACGGCCAGGACGACCGUCUUCUUGUCGUCGUCGGUCCUUGCUCCAUCCACGAUGUGGACCAGGCUAAAGAAUACGCUAAGCUGCUCAAGGCUGGUAUUGACGAGCGCUGGUCUGAAGGCCUUGUCGUCAUCAUGCGCGCCUACUUCGAAAAGCCACGUACUACUGUUGGCUGGAAGGGUUUGAUCAACGACCCCGACAUCAAUGGCAGCUUCCAAAUCAACCGAGGUCUCAAAAUCGCACGUAACCUGCUCGUCGACUUGACCGCCCAAGGUGUCCCCGUGGCAUGCGAGGUUCUUGACACCAUCUCUCCCCAGUACACUUCCGACCUCUACUCUUGGGGAGCCAUUGGUGCUCGUACCACUGAAUCGCAAUUGCACCGAGAAUUAGUCUCCGGUCUCUCCAUGCCCAUCGGUUUCAAGAACGGCACUGACGGAGGUCUUGGUGUUGCCGUCGACGCCAUCCGUGCCUCUUCCCAACCUCACGCUUUCAUGGGUGUGACCGAACAAGGUCUCGCUGCCAUCGUCCGUACUGUCGGUAAUGCCGAUCUCCACAUUGUCCACCGCGGCGGCUCAAAUGGAACCAACUUCGAUUCCGAGUCGGUCAAAUCUUCCAAAGCUCGACUUCAAAAAGCUCUCCCAGACCGUCACCCUUCCAUCAUGAUCGAUUGUUCCCACGGUAAUUCGAACAAAGACUUCCGCAACCAGCCCAAGGUCGUUGAUGCUAUCGCAGAGCAGCUCGAGCAGGGAGAGGAUGCGAUCACGGGUGUAAUGAUCGAGAGUCACUUGAACGAGGGUAAACAGGGUGAGCCCAAGAACGGUCAGAUUGAUCAGUUGAAGUACGGUGUUAGCAUUACAGAUGGUUGCGUGGGUUGGGAGACUACGGUGGAGAUGUUGGAUAAGUUGAAUGCUUCUGUUCUGAAGAGGAGGAGUUUGAGGGCUCAGAACAAGGCCUAA
Molecule: messenger RNA, 1182 nt
Organism: Ustilago hordei
Lineage: Eukaryota; Fungi; Basidiomycota; Ustilaginomycetes; Ustilaginales; Ustilaginaceae
Product: putative phospho-2-dehydro-3-deoxyheptonate aldolase, tyrosine-inhibited
Exons: 1
Coding region: 1-1182 (393 amino acids)
Biological process (GO): aromatic amino acid biosynthetic process
Cellular component (GO): cytoplasm
Molecular function (GO): 3-deoxy-7-phosphoheptulonate synthase activity
Source: RefSeq, a predicted model, not a curated record